CCACUCGACUCUCGCUGCACGACAACGUCAUCAAUUUGGGCACCAGGCGUGUCCAUUUAGCUUUCCCAACAGACAGAGACGGAAAAAACGAUUGUCAUCAUAAGCUUAGCUGUUGCUAAGGACAGCGCGUGUGAAAAGAAACUAGAAGACAUUGUAACAUUUGUGGUGUCUAGGCUAUUCAUUGUUUUUGACAAGGAUAUCAACUGUAGCCCAUCAACUUGUCGAUUCGAGAACUCUUGGAAAAUGCUACAAUCUCUAACUAGCAAUUCGUGUGUGCGAUUGAUCGAAAGUCACAAAUCGACAUGGUAUUUUUUGUUUUUAGUCCUGGGCUAUAUUCUGUAUCUUAUAUUCGGAGCUGUUGUCUUCUCCUCGGUGGAACUGCCUUAUGAAGACCUUCUACGCCAGGAGCUCCGAACCAUCAAAAAACAGUUCCUCCAAGAAAACCAAUGUCUGUCGGAAGAACGCCUCGAGGAGUUUUUGGAGAAGGCGCUCGAGGCCAGUAACUAUGGAGUGUCCAUUCUCAACAACGCAUCGGCAAAUUGGAAUUGGGACUUCACCUCCUCGCUGUUUUUCGCCAGUACUGUAUUGUCUACCACAGGAUAUGGCCACACCGCUCCACUCUCCGAUGGAGGCAAAGCCUUCUGUAUUGUCUACUCUGUGAUCGGCAUCCCCUUCACCCUCCUCUUCCUCACCGCCGUGGUCCAACGCAUCAUGGUCUUCAGCACGCGCCGUCCAGUCAUGUACGUGUCGACCCGCUGGGGCCUGUCCAAGCCUCUCGUAGCCGUGGUCCACGCCACGCUCCUCGCCAUCCUGGCUGCUUCCUGUUUCUUCCUCAUCCCGGCGGCCAUUUUCUCCUCCCUAGAGGAGAACUGGAACUUCCUGGAGAGCAUCUACUUCUGUUUUAUAUCACUAAGUACCAUCGGACUGGGAGAUUACGUACCAGGGGAGUCCUUCAACCAGAGGUUCAGACAGCUCUAUAAAGUCGGAAUAACUGUCUACCUCCUCCUGGGCCUGGUUGUGAUGCUGGUUGUCUUGGAGACCUUCUGUGAGCUGCAGCAGCUGAAGACCCUGAGGAAGAUGUUCUAUCUGAAGAAGGAGAAACCACAGGACCGCCUGGCAAUACUGGAGCACGACCAUCUGUCCUUCACCUCCGUGUCCCACCAGACCAACUCCACCUCGCUCAAGGGGGACAAGACUAAGGACGUACCCUCCGUUAGUGUCCCUGUGCUGGCCUCGCCUGGUGGAGAUGACCCCAUGAUCAACUAGAGGGGGGGGAAAUAGUUAAAAAUGUUGCGGUGAAAUAGGCAGGAAACUAGAGAAGGAAAAGGAGAGUACUGAAGGGGGGAUGGUGAAACCAAGUUUGCAUCCCAUUUUGCUAUCCUUCUUUUGAAGUGUACACUGCCUAUCAUGAAUUUUCUAGGAGAAACUUUACCGUUAGCUGAAACUCUCUCCCCAGUGAAUGCUUACACCUAUUCAAUGUUUUUUAAUGAAAAGGCUAGAGAAUUGGGAUGCAACCUAUGGGAGGGUGAUACAGAGGACUCUCGUAGAAGGAUAUUUGUGACUACAUUAUAACUUAAGCUUCAGCAUAAGGAUGCAUUUUAAAAACAAAAGCUCAACUUCAAACCAUUGUUAGUAAUGUUGAAAUUGAACGAUUGUCUUUUAGCCCUUUACCAUCCAUGAGAAACUUAACUAUCACUCUCUUAAUGAUGAAAAAUGAGCCUAUUGUGCUAUACUGCAUUAACAAGAUCUGUAUUCACUGACAUAGGAAAAACUUAAUAUAGCCUUCAUAUGUAUAACUGAUGUACGCUGGUUAACUUAAUGAUAAGGGAAACGCCUGCUUUAGCUUUGUUCAUUGUCAAAGUCCUCGCUCAGAACAGCCAUGCUAUCAGCUGUUCUCAUGGAUGGAAUAACAUUAAGCACAUACUGUAUCUAUAAUGCAUUAUGAACUCGCUCAUCGCAAGUUAUAAGGCAGUCGUAAUACAUAAGCACAGAUAUGGGCUUCAUAGAACUGACUUGACAAUAGCACAUUAGGGAACCUUAAAUGGGACAUCCACCUUGUAAAAUGUAACUGAAUAUCACAUUGUGCCGUAAUGUCUGUAUACCUUAAGUACUAUUUUACAGGAGUUUAAUGGAACGCAUGUAUUCAGGUUAACUGUAUCAGGUAUACAACAGUAGCACAUUUCAUUGUUGUAAAUGCUCUGUGUAUUAAUUACAGUAAGACUUGUUUGAUGCUAGUUUAAAGUACAACUUGCAAUGUUAUUUUAAGGUAGUUAAAUGUGUCAUGUCUCGCGCUGUACUGUGUAUUUUUCAUGUUGAUUCGUCUAAAAGAAAGGGAUUUACUGUGUAAUAUGGUUUAUUGAACGUUCGUGACAAUUAUGAAAGCUUUUUUUAAACUUUAAAGGGGGAACAAGAAUGAGGCAGACCCCAAGUAGGGUACGCUGCUAGAAGAAAUGCUGCUAUUUAAAACAAAAAAGGUUCAGUUGCUCAUAUCAUGUCCCUAAAAAAGAUUAUGUAUAGAACCACAAAGCACCCUUCAUUAUUUUUUUGCAGUGUAUUUUCAUAAAAUAUUUGAACACAGCAGGUUACUGUUCAUCUUAUGUGACACCACUCGGAAAUGGGAAAUUACUGGGUUGAAUAUUUUGUAUGAAAAUAAUUGGUUCUGGAAAGUACAAAAGUAAUUUCCCGUACCUCAGAUUUAAAGCUGCAAUAUGGAACGUUUUGGGCGACCUGACCAAAUUCACAUAUAAAUAAGUUAUAGAUCUUUAAUUGAAAGCAAGUCUAAGAAGAAUUGUUCUAUGUGUGCUAUUUCUAUGCUUCCUGUUAAGUUUAGUUUUACUUUUGGAUUUGUAUACCAGCUGCUUAUAGCUGAAAAUAAACAUUUUGGUUAUGGAAAUGAUACAUAAUUUCACAGUGGUUUAGAUGGUACAAUGAUUCUCUUCACUAUACUUGCUUGUUUUGUCACCAUAUAAACUGAAAUUAGGUGUACUGUCUGAAUUUUGCCAACAAAGAAAUGGGGGAUCGAUUUCUGCAUAGUGCAUCUUUAAGUGAGAGGACAAAGAGGGUUAACAACUGAAUUCAUAAGUAAUGUUAGUAGGCUGGCAGUUUGUAUAAAACUUCAGGACUGCUUUGUGACACAAGACAUUAUUUGAUACUGGAAAUUUCUAUUUAAAGAUGAGAAUAUGAACUGUUUUUGAACCAAAUUUAAAAAGAGUCUAGUAUUUUUGGAGGAUGUAAAGUGGAGUGUUUACAAAUGUGUAUUUAUGAUUUAUGCAGAUGAUGAUUUCAAGUGAAGGUACUCCAUGAGAGUCAUUGUGAGAGAAACUUGAAGAUAGGAAACACUGAUUGACAGACAGGACUGCUUUACAGUGCAAUGCAGUCAAAACUCAAACUGAUUUUCAAUAGCUGCAUAAUGAGUUAUCUGACAUAUAUUGUCCAAAGAUCUACAAAAAAUGUACUAUAUUAACAUUUAAGUUAAGAUGUACAUCAAGGAACAUUAAUUUAUUUGCUUGUACAUAUUUUUUCUGACUUGAUGUCAUUCUGUAUUUGGAAGUAAUUUGCUUGUAGCCUACAGUACAAGCUGAUUUGCUUGUGUACAUACUGGUAAUAUUAUUUAUACAUAUUUAGGAUCUUAAUUUGAUUACCCUUUUGUUUCAGAGAAUUUGAAGAUGAGCUUUGUGAUUUACAUAAAUUCGCUGAAAACCCACACUAACACGUGGUUAUAUUAACAGUAUUGCACUUUUUAUGUAGCCUACUUUUAGCCAGCUAAUAGCCUAACCACCGAUCAAGCAACAUUAUGGACUAAACGUUCAAAUCCUGUUGCUGCAGGAUUAUUUUGCUGUGACAAUAUAGAUCAAAUUAAGAUCCUACAUAUGUAGGACAGACUAGCCUAUAUCAUACACUACUCAAUCAUACUAUAUGAGUACCUUUUUCAGAUGGGACAGACUUAUUUUAUAGCACCAAAUCCUACCUGAUUGUAUUGUACCAGACAAGAAACUGCUGUCCAUUCUUGAGAAUGUAGACGUUUCAUUUUCAACAUAUGGUUGUGUUGUGCAGAAUUAUGUUUUCUAGAUCAUCUAAGAACGUUUCAGGGUUUUUGUUUUGACUGUAGUUCUUUCCACAAAACUCUUCUACAUCGCACAAUGACAGAAUGAGUAGAAGCCUUUAACAUUGUCAAGAAUGUUUUGUUUUGAAUACCAGUUUAGCAAACAGAGGAAUUGCAUGUAAUCGUGUUGGUACUUUUGUUAGUUGGCCAAAAGGGAGAAUGACAAUCUCCCCCUGGCUAAGGGGACUUGACAGUUGCAGUGAUAUUUUUACUGUUAUAAAUAUUUUGUCUGAAAUGCAUUGGUCUAUUCUUUAAAUGAUUUAUAUAUAUGCCACAUUGGUCUUAUAGCACACAAAACUGUCGACGUCCUUGUCAAUCCUUGUCAGUGUUAUUGUGUGGUGCAUGCGCUAUUUCAGUCGCCUGUGUAUCUGUGCAAUAACAACAACUGUAUAUUAUUGUGCUCUGUCUAGUUUCUCAUAGAAAUAAAUGCAGAUUUAGACUCCCAUAA
This is a messenger RNA of Oncorhynchus mykiss (rainbow trout), 4550 nucleotides long. RefSeq names its product potassium channel, subfamily K, member 1b (gene kcnk1b). Gene Ontology annotation, molecular function: outward rectifier potassium channel activity; potassium ion leak channel activity. The record is from RefSeq and is a predicted model, not a curated record. Gene Ontology annotation, biological process: potassium ion transmembrane transport; stabilization of membrane potential. Gene Ontology annotation, cellular component: plasma membrane. Lineage: Eukaryota; Metazoa; Chordata; Actinopteri; Salmoniformes; Salmonidae.